CCUGACGAACGCGUUCGAAUAUUGGUGAAAGGAAGAAGGCCUCCGUCGCGGAGUUCUUCACUAAAGAAUCACCAACUGAACAGCUACAGACUAGUGGACAGGGAAGAAAAACGCUCAUAUGCAUCUUGUUUACAAAAACUAAAUAUCCAUCUUCUGCUUGAACGCGUCUUCCUAAACUUUCCUGGAUAUUCGUUGACUCUUGCUCAAAUCCGAGCAAAUGCUACAAAGCGACUACAAAAAUUCCGGAAUAGAUCCCACCUGUCAGGAGACGCAACGCGGAUUUACGAGAAAACAUACUACUCGCAUGCCCUCCCAUCAGUAGUAUCACCGCUAUACUGUUGCCUGGAAACAUCACAAACGGGAGAUUCAGCUGGGUUCCAGAUAUCUGGGGUUGAAUCCAGACAGACAAACCAGGAACACGUAUCACGUUUAAUUAGAGCUCCUCACUCUCAACACACUUCUGAUGGAUCAUUUUGUCAGGCGAAAUUCCACACGUAUCACGUUUUACCGCUCACAGUCAGGUACUGCUACGGCCGAGAAGUCCAUCCCACGCGAGAUUGGCCGAGAAUUCGGGAUGCUUGCCGCUUCCGCGUCAAGCGGAGUUCUGAUUGGUCGAACGUCUGGACCCAGCAUCCAAUCAUGACCCAGUAUUGGCUGAAUACCGGUUGCCAAUGGCGCAUCCAGAAGGCGUCAGAAUUUCCAGGACGUUAUUGCCGCUUACGCUCUAUGUAUAUGAAGUGCUUUACAAGUGUUGCUGACUUCGUUUUGGGGGUUAAUGUACCUUAUGCACCUUUGAGGCGAGCGUGUUACGAUUACUAUACCAGUGAAAGGAGGAAGGCCUUCACUGUGGAGUUGUUUAUUGGAGAAACACCAACUGAACAAGGGAGCAAAACUCUCAUAUGCAUCUUGUUUACAAAACAGAAUAUCCAUCAUUUCCUUGAACGCGUCUCCUGA
Molecule: messenger RNA, 954 nt
Organism: Opisthorchis viverrini
Lineage: Eukaryota; Metazoa; Platyhelminthes; Trematoda; Opisthorchiida; Opisthorchiidae
Exons: 5
Source: RefSeq, a predicted model, not a curated record